AUAAAGAUCUGCAGUUUCACAUUGUUAAGCAGGCUAGAGCUCAAAGUGCAAAAGAAGGUACCAGCUACAGUGAAGGAUCUUACUCAUUACUGCCUGUAGAAGUUCCUCAAAAUCACAAGCGUUUCACCUGUGACCUGACUCAAGCUGAUCGCCUUGCUCUUUAUGAUUACGUUGUUGAGGAAACAAAGAAACAGAGGUCUAGAUCUCAAAUCACAGAAAAUGACAGUGACCUCUUUGUGGAUUUAGCAGCAAAAAUCACCCAAGAUGAUAGUCAGAAAGGUCCGAAGUCCCAUCUUGAAAUUCUGGCUGAAAUGCGAGACUACAAAAGGCGGCGGCAGUCAUACAGGGCUAAGAAUGUUCAUAUAACAAAGAAGUCUUACACUGAGGUGAUCCGGGAUGUGAUUGGUGUACAUAUGGAAGAACUCAGCAAUCACUGGCAAGAGGAGAAUAGGCUGGAUAAUGCAGAGAUAUGUGACGGAGGGAAGUCGAAAUCUUCAGGAAGGAAGAGAGGCGGUCAGCUUCAGUGGACUCACGGCAGUCUGGAGGAAGCUGUAAGGAUACUGAACGCACCAGACAUAGGAGAGAGAGCAGCAGGAGUCCAAAUAAACGAAAAAGGAGUCGCGAAAGAGGCAAAGACAGAGAUUCUUGGAGAAAAAGAGAGAGGGAUGAAGACAAAUAUCACAGCCAUAAAAGACGAAAAUAGAAACAAGAACUUGAUUAUUUUGUUUGUCAGCUGUUCAGAAAUUACUUGCACAGGAACUAUCGUUACUGUGGCUGUGCCAAGGACAGUGAGACUGUGUACGUAA
This is a messenger RNA of Phaethon lepturus (White-tailed tropicbird), 806 nucleotides long. RefSeq names its product small nuclear ribonucleoprotein 48kDa (U11/U12) (gene SNRNP48). The record is from RefSeq and is a predicted model, not a curated record. Gene Ontology annotation, cellular component: cytosol; nucleoplasm; U12-type spliceosomal complex. NCBI's taxonomy places the organism in Eukaryota, Metazoa, Chordata, Aves, Phaethontiformes, Phaethontidae. The annotation marks the transcript as partial. The transcript is spliced from 6 exons.